Molecule: messenger RNA, 3622 nt
Organism: Toxotes jaculatrix (banded archerfish)
Lineage: Eukaryota; Metazoa; Chordata; Actinopteri; Toxotidae
Gene: sanbr
Product: SANT and BTB domain regulator of CSR
Exons: 21
Coding region: 719-2842 (707 amino acids)
Source: RefSeq, a predicted model, not a curated record
GACCGACACAUCACUGUUGUAGAUACGGACGGAACCAUUCAAAAAGCGUUUAUUCGUCAAAAUUAUUUUAGGACAUGAGCGCUUAGUUCGUCUUUUUAAAGUGCAGCCUGCUGAUACACGUUUCCCGUGCCACUGGCAUUGAAAAUUUCAGUAUUAGUACACUUCAGUAUUAGUACGUAUUUACUUAGCUGGCUUAUUUGCUAUCUGAAGCUAAUGCCGCCUUGACGGACUAUCGGAAUUUCCGCAGUUAUGGAUAGAAUUGAAUAUGGAAGAUUGAAUCCACUUGUGCUUAAAUAUCUUACAGAAUUGAUUGCAUAGCUACGUUACUCUUAAGACCAACGCAAGAUUUGUCCACUUAGAAAGAAAUUAGCAAAUUGUUAAUGGCAGUGUAUACCUUAUAAUUUCUCUUGACAUCGCAAAAUAACAAGUAACUCGAACUAAUUUGGAGAAAAGGCUUGCAACAACAAAUGAGCGAUACUAUGCGACAGACCGGAUAAUUGUUGGCCGUGACACGUUUGAGGGCUUUUGAAUUUACGAGGGGUUCCUAAAGGCAGCAGAUCCUGUCCUGCAAAGUUAGCUAGCAGCAGCAAUGGAUGCAGUUAGCCGGUAGGAGAAGACCGCAGCAUCAGCAUUGUCCAUACACAAUGACAUAAAACAGGCACCAGCUCAGUUUACUGUACGAGACGACGGGGAGGAAUAACUCUGACACCAGAUAAAGAUGAGCCGCUUCUGCUCAGACAACAACAACUUUCCCUAUGACAACAACGUCCUAGUUUUGGACAUGGUGCUGGGCUCUUUGUGGGGGGUACCCCAGCCCAUAAACUGGGACAAUGUAGCCAAGCUAGUUCCAGGAUUCACUCCCAAGGAGUGUGCCCGACGAUUUGAGGAGCUGAAGAACGCAGGGGGUUUCCCUCAUGUGGACAACCAGUGUAAUGCCCUGACAGAGGGAAGUACCUCCCCUUCAGAUGGCCUGUCCACGCUGCUGGGCACUGGGGAGAUGGUGGAGACAGGCAGCAGCCAGUGCACCAGCAAAGUUACAGGCUCUAAAUCUACACUCUCAGGAAGGGUUGGUGCUGUGGAGAAGAAAGAGAAAAGAGUCUCAGCAGAGGAGGAUGACAAACCCCAGAAGCCACGAGAUCCCAACAUGGUCAUCCACGUGUGUGAUGAGACAAAGAACCUGAAGCAGGAUUUCACGUGUCCCAGAGAUCUGCUAGUGAAAGAGAUGCGUUACUUCGCCGAGUACUUGUCUGUGGACCCCCAGCGAUGGGAAGAGGUGGACAUCUCUGUUCACUGCGACGUGCAGAUCUUUGACUGGCUCAUGAACUACGUCAGGAGGAACUCUGCAGGAGAGGGAAACAAGGACAAACCCCGGCUCGAGCCCAGCAAUGUGAUCUCAAUCCUGAUCUCCUCCGAGUUCUUGAAGAUGGAUACGUUAGUGGAGGAAUGUAUCCAGUACUGCCACAAACACAUGAGUGCCAUCGUGGCUACACCCUGCAACAUGAACUGCAUCAACAGCAAUCUGGCAACACGCAUCGCAGAGCUCUUCAACCACAAUGAGGCGGACGACAUCAGGGACAAAAAAGACAAGUUCAAGAGCAAAUUGUUCCAGAAGAAAAUUGAGCGCCUGUUCGAUCCCGCCUAUCAGAGCAGAGAUACACCGGGGAACGCCUCGACUCUCUACAGGUGUGGUCUGUGUCUCAAGCUGCUAACCAAAGACACAGAGAGGAAGAUUUCUUGUGUUCCAGGGAAAAUCAACAUUAAUGCUCAAGGAGAGAUCAUCUAUACACACACCAGACAGAAAAGCUGGGAUGUGCAUGAAUACAUCAGUGGUCUGUAUGAGGAGCUCAAGUCCUGGGUCCUGGUCUACUGGAGAAUCUGGGGUACCAUUAACUACCUCACCUGCUCCAGAUGCCAGCAGGUGUUUGUGUGUGCAGAGCUCACCCACUGCAAGUACCACCCAGACAGUGUUCUGUACCCCGGCCUGGGUGCUGAGAAAGGCCUGCACGGGGCAGGAAUUUACCCCUGCUGCAACCAGAGGGUUCUCCGCUUUGACCCCACUGGUAUGCCCAAGGGCUGUAAGAUGCGAGACCACAUAGUGAACGUACCUGAUGAAGAGAACUGUGAUGAGGUGACCUCCGCCCAGACCAGAGUCCUUAAUGACCUGCUGCUGCACAGAGACGCUGUUUGUUUGUUGAACACACCACCUGCAGAAGGUACUGAGGAGAGUCCAUCCAGAGCAGAAAAGGUUCAGGACUGUGAUGUUCUCCUGGAGCCAACUCUCCUCGGACCUCUGAGAGGAGACGGCAGCACUUUUUCCCUUUUGAAAAACUGGAGUCUGCAGCUGAGACAGCAGUCGCUCCUGUCAGAGGAUGAGGAGUACACCACGGGGUCAGAGGUCACCGAAGAUGAGGUGGGGGAUGAAGAGGAGCUGUCCAAGAAACAAGUGGCCAAGAAGGCUAAGAAGGCCCACAGACCUCUGAAGAAACAGAUGUCCUCUCCAAACUUCCAACGCAAAGAAAAACCAGAGAAAUCGCAGACCAGGGACAACACACCGUUCACAGUGAGCGUCCAGAAAAGUAAGUGGGACAGCUCUCGCUCCAUGCGCUACAACCAGGACGCUCAGAGGGAAGAAGACCAGCGCCGCAUGGUGGAGAUCAUCGGCCACCUGACUAAGAUGAGGUUUGGAGACCAGGAGCAGAGCAAAUCUAAGGACACUAAGGAGCCUGCAGGGGGAAUCUACUCCAGACUGGAAGCACAGUUUAAGAGUACCUCUCAGGCCAGACAGAGUUCAGAGAAGACUCCAAGAUCUAAAAUACGCUACGCUCAGAUCCGGACCACAUAAAGGACUUUGAUGGGAAAAGGGGCACAGAGCUGCUGAAGUGAGGCUACAGAAGAGUAAAAUAUCUUCCCACAGGCAGCUCCUCUCACACGACCACCACUUAAAACCAAGCUCUGGACUCUCUCCUCACCCUCACCCCCCCUGUCAGCCCUCUCCCCCCUCCGCUUAAACUCAGGUGACUACGUAUGGAUCACCAUUAACCGCAUCCUCUGUUCUCUCAGCUAGCUUUUUAUUUGUGCAGCUGUGACCAGUCCUUGAAAAACAAGGUGAACUCUGGAUCCAGCUCUUAGGGAAUGCACUUUGACUGAUCUCAGUGUUCCUUCAGGACUGUUUUGUUUUUGGACCCAGACAAGUGGGGGUUCCUGCAAAGGACAACACGAGAACUGCUCAUGUAGGCAACUGAAAUAUUUUCCGACAGCCAUCUUACUCGAAGAUCUGAAUUGUUUAGAUCCAGUGAACUCCGCAUUUGAGAAAAUAAAAAUCUUGUUUCAGAGAAAAGGCCACAUCCCCCAUCUGCUAAAGGCCAGAUGGAGUAUGAAAUGUUUACUGCAUCAACACAACUCAGCCUGUUUGAGCUAAAAGGCUGAUAACAGUACAUCAGUACGUUUAACUCUGUGCUAGUUCUCAUUGUCUUCUGUGGUAAAGCGCAGCCAACUGGAAGAGACAGAUGCCACAGUUACUGACAGAUAUUCCCCCCAGUUCUGGUAGAGAUUAUAGUUCUAGUCAUUUCUAUCUGUACUGGAAUGUGAGAGUGCUGUUCGACACUGGGACCAAUAAAACAUG